CACAUUGUUUGUUUGUUUGUUUGGAAUUCAUAUCGCCCGCCGGAAGGCAGGCGGGACUGGGGAGCUAUUUUUAAGACAAAGGACAUACUUGGCUGAUCACUCAUUAAGUGGGAUUUCAUUAGUAAGAUUUGGAUCAUCAACUUCGCAUUGUGAUGUAAUCAUACGUAGGCAGUGAGUAGAGAGACGUCGUCGUGGAGUAUAAAUCGUCACUCGUUCUCAAGAUUGAUGACAUUCGAUAGCUUGCUACAUGAUCAACAGCAACACUUAACAUCUACAGAUUUAGAUUUAUUGCUCUCACAUCUGGAUCCACGCUCAACUACAGAAAAUUAAGCUUCAGUUUCAAGCAAAGCAUCCACUGGACAAUCUAUUAGUCUUUUACAGCAAAGACAAUUUGCUGGCACAUUUGAUAAAUUCAAGUGAUAAGGCAUCUCCUUUCAUUCAAAGGGACGUAACAUCACACUGAAGAUAUUUAUUUUCAAAGGAAAGUUCAAGACAACACUAAAAACAGAAAAUGUCUCCACUCGUGGCUUUCAUCAAUAUUGUACUAACGGCGGUGGUGAUGAUGACGGUGAUGAUGACUGCAUCAUCUUUAUCAUCACCGUGCUCAUCGUGUCCAGCUAAGCAUCUUCAACAGCAAUACUGUGAUGCAGAGAUUGUAUUACGAGGACGAGUCAAAGAUGAUAUGACUGUGAAAGUGGUUAGUCUCUUCAAGUCACCAAGUUCUUUCAUCGCUACUAAGCGAGGGGGUCUGACAGUAGCCUUCGACAGACCGAGCUGUAGAGAGUCUCAUCUUAAACCAGGGGUCAUUUACCUCAUCAUGGGGAGUUCCCAUGGCAACGUUCUCCAUAUUGGAUCUUGUGAUGCUGUUAUGCCAUGGUCUAGCCUUACAUCUGUCCAGAGACAAGGUGUAGAAAAUGUUUAUGGACUUUUCUGUGAUAAAUGCAGGGUCAAUGAGACGCACUCCCUAAUCCGCCCUGAUAUGAACCCCUUCCUGGGAGGCAAUGAGGUUCAUAGCGACGCUGAAAACCUAUGGAGGACAGAAGACUGUUUCUACAACCCUCUAGCAUCUCGUCAGUACAUGGUAGAUGACUGUGAGACCUCGUACAGUGUCUGUGUGCCCAACAUGGACGGCACAGGCCGCUGCUCAUGGCUGCAGUCAGAGAAGUACGUCUUCUGCUCCAAGAAGCGCAAGAACAGCGCCUGCUUGCAGACGGGCGGAGCUUAUGCUUUUCUGGCAGGAUGGACCUGUCCAGAGAAUUGUAAAGGCAUCCAGGAGGACUGCCUACGUGAGAUGUGUUUGCAGGCUACCACCGGUGUUGUCUGCCCAAAGAGGAUACGAGAAAGGCCUAUCCCAUCUUUUCUUGGCAAUAAUUUUUAACCUUGGCUCAUUGUUUAGUAUUCAUUUUUUAAAUAAAAAACUUCUUCACUGCUGCAUUUAUACGUGAGAAACGGUGCAAUAUCAUUUUCGUAUUCUUUCAGAACGAGGGAGUUUAUUUAUUGGUAAUUUGCAAUAAUAACAAGUGAAAGACGAAAGAAUACGAUGAGAAUUAAUGACAUCAGACAAAAGCAACAGAGUAUAGAAAGGGUCCACUAGCAAAAUGUUAUGAUUACGUUGUUUAUUAUUGUAAUGUUGUUGUAAAGUACAUUUUUCUGAAGUGAUGUGUAUUUGGGUAUUAAUUGUAGUAUAAGUGUCAAGACUGAUAUUGGAAAACAAACAAGGGACCAAAAUAAAGAAAA
This is a messenger RNA of Strongylocentrotus purpuratus (purple sea urchin), 1737 nucleotides long. RefSeq names its product metalloproteinase inhibitor 2. Gene Ontology annotation, biological process: negative regulation of membrane protein ectodomain proteolysis; negative regulation of endopeptidase activity. The coding region runs from base 512 to 1378 and encodes 288 amino acids. Gene Ontology annotation, cellular component: extracellular matrix. The record is from RefSeq and is a predicted model, not a curated record. The transcript is spliced from 4 exons. NCBI's taxonomy places the organism in Eukaryota, Metazoa, Echinodermata, Echinoidea, Camarodonta, Strongylocentrotidae. Gene Ontology annotation, molecular function: metalloendopeptidase inhibitor activity; protease binding.